UAUAAGCCUUCAAAAUCUGAAGAGAUAUGGCAGUGCACAAUUUUAGGUGAAUCCAAUCCUUUUUCUCCCUCUCUGUCUAGUUCCUUUCCUUGUUAUUUAUUUAUUUAUAUACAUAAUAUACAUAAUUCUUUUGUAUUGUUGUAUAUAUGGAUGAUGAUUAAUAAUCCUGAUUAAGCGGAACUUCCAGCUGCAAUUAUUCCGUUAUUUGUCUAUGUUUCAAUUUAUUGUCAGGAAAAUAAAAAAUAAAAAAAGACCUAUAUUUGCUUGGCAAUAAAAGAUAAUUAAAUUUCAAAAUGUGAGAUCCUAAAACAAAAAGAGAACCACUGGGAAAUUUGUUAUUCAUCCCCCAUUAUCACCACCUUGCCAGUGCUCUUGCAUCAGUACAGAAAAAAAAAAAACAUAGGAUACGUAUACAUAUAUACAAUUGUUUCUGGGUAUAUGUGCUGUAAUUUUGGGUUAUUAUAUGUUGUAAUCCUUGAUCAAGAUCUGGGUUUUUGAAAAUUUUAUCUUUUUGUGGCCUAUCAUUUUUGGAAUUCUUGAAAAUGGAUUUGUGUUUCAUUCUUUUACUAGGGAUUAGAGAUAGAUAUACAGAAUAGUAAUGUGAUGAAUCAUAUACUCAUUGUUGAUUUCAUUUGAUGUUGAAUGUUUGAAAUUCAUUCAUGGUGGCCCAAUCUUGGAUAAAAAUCUGAUUUUUGAGAGAAUCUGUUUCUUAUUUAUUGUUCUUUGGAUGUUAUAUAUCUCUGGGUAGCAUUUGAGGGAGGCUCUAUCUCUAGUUUAUUGAUUUGUCAAGAAGAUUGAUGUGUUCUUUUAAUGUGGAAAAGAGUUAGGAAGAUCGAGAAUCUGUUUGGGGGAAAUUUUGAGGUUUAGUAAAUAUGAAGUAUAAUGAACCUUUGUGUUGGUAUCACUGCUUUGAGAUCUUGAACAUGCAGAAAACGAUUUUGAAGAAUUUCGGGUUGUAGAAGUUGGUUAGGUGCAUUUGAUGCUCGUCUGUUAUUGACGAGAGGAAUUGUUUCAUAAGAGGAUGGGCUGCGUUUGUGCCAAGGCAUCAGCAACGAGAGAUGAUGCGAUUGACAAUGAGGGAGGGAGGCGGAGAGAGUCGAAUAGGUCUUCAGUACGGGCAGCCUCUCCCUCGGGUGGAGAGGGGGUUAGUGCAGUAGUUUGUACAUCGGAAGGGUGUGUGCUCCCGAAACGUAAGCCAGGAUCACAAAGCGGUUUGCAUCACCGGAAGGGGUCCACGAAGGAUUCUGGAGCUAAAGGAGUGCUGUCGUGUUCAACACCCGGAGUUGUGAGCAUGCCACACGCUGCAAAGGGCGAACAGUCUGCUGCGGGAUGGCCACAUUGGCUAAGUUCGGUUGCUGCAGAGGCGAUUCAGGGGUGGGUCCCUCGAAGCACGGAAUCGUAUUUGGAAGUAGAACAAAUUGGCCAAGGGACAUAUAGUACUGUCUUCAAGGCGAGAGACAUUACGAACGAUGAAAUUGUUGCCUUGAAGAAAGUAAAAUUCGUGAAUAUGGACCCGGAGAGUGUUCGGUUCAUGGCAAGGGAAAUAUGCAUUCUGCGUAGACUUGAUCAUCCGAACGUCCUAAAACUCAAGGGUAUGGCCAUAUCGAGGAUAUCUGGCCACUUAUCACUAGUUUUCGAUUACAUGAAGCACGACCUUAGUGGACUUUCAACAGCACAUGGAUCCAAGUUCACCGAGCCACAGAUCAAAUGUUAUAUGCAACAAUUGCUUUCGGGACUAGAACAUUGCCAUGGUCGUGGUGUACUUCACCGGGACAUCAAGGGCGCAAAUCUUCUAGUUGACAAUAACGGUAUUCUGAAGAUUGGAGACUUCGGUCUGGCCAAUUAUUUUCAGCCUGAUCAAAAGCAGCAGCCAUUAACUAGCCGAGUAGUAACUCUGUGGUAUAGGGCUCCAGAGCUUUUGCUCGGGGCGACAGCAUAUGGAGUGGCGAUUGAUAUGUGGAGCGUUGGUUGCAUCAUUGCAGAAUUGUUUGCGGGAAAGCCUAUCAUGCCUGGAACAACAGAGGUAGAGCAAAUGCAUAAAAUUUUCAAGCUUUGUGGUUCACCCGAGGAGGAAUACUGGCAAAACUCGAGAUUGCCUCAUGCCACUACUUUUAGACCGCAAAAACCAUACAGACGACGUGUCAUUGAAACUUUCAAGGACUUCCCUCGUUCUGCUUUGGCGCUCAUUGACAUCCUACUUUCAGUAGAACCAGAUAAGCGUGGUACAGCUGCUUCUGCACUCAAUAGUAAAUUCUUCACCAUGAAACCCCUGCCUAGUGAUCCAUCAGCUUUACCCAAAUAUUCUCCCAGCAAGGAAUUCGACGCAAGGAUCAAUCAAGAGGCACGAAGUAAAAAAUGUGGGAGCGUGAAAGGGGGUGAAUUUUUAAGGAAGACUUCACGAGGAUCAAAGAUAACGCCUAUGAAAUUAGCUACUCAAGGACGACAGAGGCAGCCAAAUAAAAGCAUCAGUGUCAGAUACGGGGAGGACGGUGGAGAAGGUUUCCCUAUCGAGCCACCACCAGGGAAAUAUAGGAACGGGUUCUCUCAUUCUACUUCGGUCAUUCAUCCCAAUGCGGCCUCUAAUUUCACCUGGAACCACAAAGCACAGGGGAGCUCGGGUCAGACCUCUCAAAUGGCUCCACACGUAUCAUUACUGUCACGAGAUGGAAGGAGAUCAACCCGGGAUUCUAAAGCAACGAGAAACAGAAUUCUUUACUCGGGCCCGUUGGUGCCCGGAGCAGGAAACAUGGAAGAAAUGCUCAAGGAACACGAGAGACAUAUUCAACAAGCAGUCCGGAAAGCUCGCUUAGACAAGGUCCAAAGGAAAUAGAACCGAUACAGUUACAUGCCCCACUGAAACGGUCACAGAAUGUACAUGUUCAACACCAGUAGACGAGAUUGAUUCAUCACGAGGGAAACAAACCAACCUUAUGCUAUUUGGUCUAGUUGAGGAGCAAAUAUAUUGAGUCUGGAUUAGUACUAACCGGGGAACUUGAGAAAACAGAUAGAUAGAAAGAAUAAACUGAGAGUAGUUAGUUGUUGGUGGUGUGAUAUAUGUGUGUUUGUGUACUAUAUGUAAAUCCAUUUCUUCUUCCAUUUUCUUCCUGUAAAAAAUCUGGAAAAUUUGUGUUUAUAAAGAUUCAAAUGAUCCUGUUCAUAGCCA
Molecule: messenger RNA, 3163 nt
Organism: Ipomoea nil (Japanese morning glory)
Lineage: Eukaryota; Viridiplantae; Streptophyta; Magnoliopsida; Solanales; Convolvulaceae
Product: probable serine/threonine-protein kinase At1g09600
Exons: 8
Coding region: 1022-2830 (602 amino acids)
Biological process (GO): protein phosphorylation; positive regulation of transcription elongation by RNA polymerase II
Cellular component (GO): nucleus; cyclin-dependent protein kinase holoenzyme complex
Molecular function (GO): RNA polymerase II CTD heptapeptide repeat kinase activity; ATP binding; cyclin-dependent protein serine/threonine kinase activity
Source: RefSeq, a predicted model, not a curated record